Messenger RNA from Musca domestica (house fly), 1668 nucleotides. RefSeq lists its product as uncharacterized. The transcript is spliced from 2 exons. The coding region runs from base 615 to 1181 and encodes 188 amino acids. Lineage: Eukaryota; Metazoa; Arthropoda; Insecta; Diptera; Muscidae. The record is from RefSeq and is a predicted model, not a curated record.
AUGCAGUCGCGGAUGCUAUUAGCAGUUAUAAAGUGAAUGCCGUCCUCGGUGUUUAAUUUAGAUUGAAAAUUAGUGUUUUGCUACGUUAACAAUGGGUUAACGCCUAAUUAUUUGUAAAUGAUUAACAUCGUUGAAAUCUGUCAAUGUCAACAGAUUUCAACGAGUGGCGAAUGGCGCCAACGCCGACUUACUUCAUGUUGGGAUCGUUGUUUUGUUAUUAACACUCUCUUCUGCUAUCGCCCCGAUACGAACGAAGGCUCUCCCCCGCUAUCGUGCAAAUGAAGGUAAUAUUGUUUACCAAAAUCCUUUAUACUUAUUAUUAAUAAAGCCUGGCUUUUGCCUUUUUUUAUAUUUAAAACUAACCCCGCUAUUGUGUUUUUAUUUAUUUUAUUUUGUAUUGGUUUGCUUUGCAAUUCCCCCUUUCCCCGCAUUGGCGCAAACAUUGGUCCUUCGAGCCGGAUUACGAACGAGGUGUUGGUAAAAGAAGUUAAUCGUUUCUUCUUUUUUUCUAUUUGUAAAGCAAACUUCAUCAUCACCAUCAACAAAAUACAGUCCACAUACACAUCAUUAUCAUCAUCCUCAUCAUCAUCUAUUUUCCUUUAAAAACAACCAGUAUGUCGAUGAAAUUGUACACGGAAGACGAACUCUUGAAUAUUGAUGACGUCAAAGCUACCCCGGAUUGUCCCCCAACUGAUACUACUUUGUCCUCUGCUGCCGUAGAAGCAGCCCUGGUGGAACCAAUUGCUGCUGUGACAAUAUCUGAGCCUGGGUCCGAAUCCAAACGGGAUUCAUCUGCGGCCCUCGCAUCUGCUGAACCAAUGCAAACCGAGUCCGAAUCCAUACCUGUGGGUUCAUCUGCGGCUCCGGUCCCUGCUGAUAACCCCAAACUUGUUAAAUCGCGAACCGAGUCCGGAUCUUCGGGUCCAUCUGCGGCUCCGGUUGCCAUUCCUCAUUCGUUGGAGGAGUCGGCCAAAUCUAAUAGGUCCGAAUCCUCUCGGGAUUCAUCUGCGGCCUCCCAUAAAUGUCGCCUUUGUGACCGCAUGCACCCUUUGGAUAGAUGUAGCGACUUCCGCGUCAUGAAUGUUGACAUGCGUCGUAGAGUUGUUGUUAAAUUUUGUUGUCGGCUUGUUGUCCCUCCAGUCUGGUAUCUGCAUUUCCCCGACUUUGUUAGUCAAAGUUGAUGCUUUUGGCCGUCCCUCUAUCGUGAGGGCGGUAUUGGACCAAUGUAGUAGGCAGAGUCAGAUAUGCUCCUCUUUGGUGCAUAGUCUUCGUAUCCCUACUUCAAGAAUCGAUGGUAGCCAAAUAUGUAGGCUUAGUCUCACCUCGAUAUACGACCGGAGUCAGUCCUUGUCAAUUGUGGCAGUGGUGACCCAUCUGGACCAUGCGCGUACGCCUACAGCGGCAAUCCCAGAGCGCAUAAAAGACUCCUUUCUUGGUCUUCCUUUGGCAGAUCCUGAUUUUAAUAGGCCUGGUCGGGUGGCCCUGGUACUCGGGCCGGAAGUCUAUGCCAGGGUCGUAACACAUCGGGUGCAUGCGACGCCAGGGUUACUGAUAGCCCACUACACCAUAUUUGGUUGGGUAUUGUCGGGCAUAUGUAACAUAUAGUGUUACACAAUGUUUUUUGAAAAAAUGAAUUGAAUUUAAAAUAAAGAAAAAUAAAGAAUUGAA